This is a messenger RNA of Strongylus vulgaris, 332 nucleotides long. The record is from the annotation of a GenBank genome assembly. NCBI's taxonomy places the organism in Eukaryota, Metazoa, Nematoda, Chromadorea, Rhabditida, Strongylidae.
AUGGCUGUACUUGGAGGAGUACAUGAUCGGACUGCUUCAACAUUGCUGAGUUCUCGCACUACCUCAUCAUGUACUUCACCAGCUACCAGCGAAGGGGACUUAGAUGAUUUAGCAGCACUUGUAUCUCAGCAACGACUUCGCGACAAUGACGGUUUAACCCGUGAGGAGCGAGCAUUUUUCGAUAGGGGAACUGCGUCGAAGGAUGAGUCAUCACCGGCACGUGCUGAAUCACGACUAGAUGACUCGGAGCAAACGAUGAGUACAACAAGCACGUGGCAUGAUGAGAUCGACUCGCUUGAAUAUAUUGGUAUGAUUUUCUUAAUACCAUAGUA